AGAGGUUCUGUUUUCCACGCAAGCACCAAAUAUCAGGAACACUUACACAGCUGACAAUUCACACCUUAACAAUAUUUAACGUCUCAGGAAAAAGUCGGAACAAAUUAUGAAAAAACGUGAAAUUACUCUUCUCCUAUUGGGGAAAUCAGGCGUAGGAAAAUCCACCUUUAUCAACUCCUUUGCCAAUUAUGCUACUCACGCUGACAUAAAUAACAUAAAAACCAUCCAAGAUGUCCACGCCCCUAUUCCCUGCUUGUUCAUGAUGACUGACAGCAAUAACAAUGAGAUCGAGGUUACCCUCGGCGACGAGAAAAAUCAAGACGGAAACGAAUAAAUGGACUCUACGGGGGCCGGAACGCGGGCCUGUAAAUCGUACAGCUUCGCCUUUCAAGAUGUCACUGUCACCCUAAUCAACACCCCCGGAAUUAUAGGCACCGGUGGGGUCGAAGUUAAUAAGCAACACCUGGAAAACAUCCUGGAAUUUGUAUCUUCCAUUAAGUCCAUUGACGCCAUUUGCAUCCUCCUAAAACCCAAUGAAGAUCGGCUUGACAGCAUUUUACGGUACUGUUUCCUAGACCUGCUGUCCCAACUGGAUCGUUCCGCCGCUCGAAACAUUAUCUUCCUCUUCACCCAUUCCAGAAGCAUCCAGUACCGACUUGGAUCGAUGGGGACGUCCAUCAAAAAAAUCAUGGAAACAAUCAAGGAGACAAAACCUGACUUGGAUUUUGAAUUUUUUACGGAAAAUUGUUUCCUCUUCGACAGCGAGGCCUUCAAGUUCGUCGUUGCAAAGGAUAAGAUUGGAGAUAAAAGUAAUUCAGGAAAGUUGGAAUAAAUCGCGGCAAGAGUGUAUUCGUCUGGUAAAGAGAAUACAAACUUUUACAAGUCGUGACGUCUCGAAUAUGAUGUCCAUUUUCAGAACGAGACAACUUAUCGACGCUCUCCUCCCUCUAUUGAAAACUAUUGAGGGUCAUAUCCUAGAAAAUGAGGAAGCUUGUGGCUUAAAAGAAAAACAAAUCCGGGAAUUUCAAGGGGAUAUCACUGAACUGCAAAAAAUCAUGUACAUUCCAAGAAUUCAUGCAGAAAUCGAGUAUUUCAAAAAUCCCAGGAUAAUUUGCAAAUCCGAAAAGUGCACGAUGCGAACUAAAGUUGAGGUGGAAUACGAACCACUGCGGGACCAAAUUUGCUACGAGGCAGAAACAUCGGUAUGGACCAAUUUGAAAGGUUUGUUGGACGCCCACCCCCUCGUCCGAGGACCUAAAGUUGCAGGUUACACCAUGAGGGACCUAGCAAUACUAGCGAAACCACUAGUACUCGGCACUUCGGUCCCCACUCGAAAGGGGUUUCUGCCCGGGAUUUUCAGUGCUUUUGCCAUACAAAAGGCGUUAGGACAUGGUUUUGACGAAUUCAUACUUUAAUU
Molecule: messenger RNA, 1417 nt
Organism: Folsomia candida
Lineage: Eukaryota; Metazoa; Arthropoda; Collembola; Entomobryomorpha; Isotomidae
Exons: 3
Coding region: 900-1415 (171 amino acids)
Source: RefSeq, a predicted model, not a curated record